Messenger RNA from Lasiosphaeria miniovina, 1057 nucleotides. RefSeq lists its product as uncharacterized. The transcript has 5 exons. Lineage: Eukaryota; Fungi; Ascomycota; Sordariomycetes; Sordariales; Lasiosphaeriaceae. The record is from RefSeq and is a predicted model, not a curated record. Bases 60 to 875 code for a protein of 271 amino acids.
CCUCACUUUCUGUGCGACCUACACGCUUUCUCGGGGGGUUUUUUUUUGGGGGGAAGGAAAUGCGCGAACCUCGCUUCUUCAAGUUCAAGCGUCUUCCUUUCAACAACUUUUUCUUGUCCUUGAAUGGCAAUGGCCUCUCAGGCGCCACCGGGCCCGUGAAUGGCCCUCAGAUUGGCUCGAUUCCCCAUGAUCAACGAUGGCCAUUGUUGAAAGACACGAUCGUCCAUCUCUUCAUGGAGGAAAAUCUGACCCUCCCGCAGCUUGCUGCAAAGAUGAAGCAAGAUCACCGCUUUGAUGCUCAGCCAACGCACUACCGCUAUCGCCUCAGACAGUGGGGGGUUAGAAAGCGCAUGGUGAAGAAAGAGAAGGACGAGAUCAUCAUGCGCCAUGCCAAGCGCGCUCGAACAGCCGCCAGCACGUCGGACCUUGCCAUCUUUCAGGGCGAAUUCGCAAAGGAGAUGACUGAGACACGCAAGAAGCAGCUGAAGCGUUAUAUUGGCGAUCAAAUACGGCACAAACCCGAGCCAGACUUGGCCAGCGGAAUAUUCAUGCGCUGGAGUCUACCGUACGCAGCUGUGCUAUCCAACGCCGGCAUACCUCUGGGCCACCCCUCACCAUUCGGUCAAGAUGGGGCCUCGCCUGGUUUUAUUAUCGUCGAUAGCUCGCACAGCACAGAAUCCCCUCUCUCAUCACCAGCCGCCGCAUCGCCCACCACGCGGAUGAUCCAGGACAAGGCCAAGCUCGACCGAGCAGACCUUUUUAUCGAAGGCCGACUUAAGGAACUUUUGACCCGGCUCUCUCCUGAUGACCGAAGACUGACAGUGUCAUGGCUCCACGAUCUUUGGAUGUUCUCCUUCAUGACCGUCAAGUACUAGGGACGCGGCCCCGAGGCAUAGACCCAGGAUUUGAUUGCUGCUAAGAGUCUUAGUCAAUCAUCGCCCACUCCUAGAGCCAUUCUGCCCUCUGUCGCAUUCCCUUGCUCCACAAUCCAAGACGAAUCAAUCCAGGGCCCGAGUCAGUUGUGCCGGUGGACAAUUCACUAUGAGGAACCCGUGGA